Lagenorhynchus albirostris (white-beaked dolphin) is the source of this 2697-nucleotide messenger RNA. RefSeq names its product protein phosphatase 4 regulatory subunit 4 (gene PPP4R4). Bases 1 to 2619 code for a protein of 872 amino acids. The record is from RefSeq and is a predicted model, not a curated record. The transcript is spliced from 25 exons. Gene Ontology annotation, cellular component: protein serine/threonine phosphatase complex; cytosol. Lineage: Eukaryota; Metazoa; Chordata; Mammalia; Artiodactyla; Delphinidae. Gene Ontology annotation, molecular function: protein phosphatase regulator activity.
AUGCAUCCGCCGCCGCCCGCCGCCGCGAUGGAGUUCAGUCAGAACAGUCUGUUCGGCUACAUGGAGGACCUGCAGGAGCUCACCAUCAUCGAGAGGCCGGUCCGCCGGAGCCUCAAGACACCAGAAGAAAUAGAAAGAUUGACAGUUGAUGAAGACCUCAGUGAUAUUGAAAGGGCUGUUUAUCUGCUCAGUGCUGGUCAAGAUAUCCAAGGAACAAGCGUGAUUGCAAAUCUUCCAUUUCUGAUGCGACAGAACCCUGCUGAGACACUUCGGAGAAUCUUGCCAAAAGUCAGAGAGGUCCUGCGUGUUGCAGGAGUGGAAAUGCAGUUAACGGCUGCGGUAUCAUUUUUGACCAUUCUACAGGAAGAAUCAGUGUCGAUUCAUACAUAUGCCCACUCCUUCCUCCAAGUCAUUCUACUGCAUCUGGAGCACAGGGACGCAGGUGUCAGCAACGCAUGGCUGGAAACUCUUCUGUCUGUGAUAGAAGUAUUGCCCAAAGAAACCCUAAGGCAUGAGAUUUUGAAUCCACUUGUUUCCAAGGCACAACUUUCCCAAACAGUCCAGUCUCGUUUAGUUAGUUGUAAAAUUUUAGGAAAAUUGACCAACAAAUUUGAUGCCCUUGUCAUUAAAAGAGAAAUUCUUCCCUUGGUAAAAUCACUCUGUCAAGAUGUAGAGUACGAAGUUCGAUCUUGUAUGUGUCGGCAAUUAGAAAAUAUAGCUCAGGGCAUUGGGACAGAACUUACAAAAAGUGUGGUGCUCCCUGAAUUAAUAGAACUUUCUAGGGAUGAAGGCAGCAGUGUGCGGCUUGCAGCUUUUGAAACUUUGGUUAAUCUGCUCGACAUAUUUGAUACAGAUGACAGAAGUCAAACUAUACUUCCCCUAGUGAAAUCGUUUUGUGAAAAAUCUUUCAAAGCAGAUGAAUCAAUUCUUAUUUCCUUAUCUUUCCAUUUAGGAAAACUAUGCCAUGGACUGUAUGGAAUAUUUACUCCAGAUCAACACUUGAGAUUUUUGGAGUUUUAUAAGAAACUUUGUACAUUGGGUUUGCAACAGGAAAAUGGACACAAUGAAAACCAGCUUCCACCCCAAAUCUUAGAGCAGGAGAAGAAAUAUAUUUCAGUACGGAAGAACUGUGCUUAUAACUUUCCGGCCAUGAUUGUUUUUGUUGAUCCUAAAAAUUUCCACAUGGAUCUCUAUUCUACAUUCUUCUGCCUUUGUCAUGACCCUGAAGUACCAGUCAGAUACACUAUUGCUAUUUGCUUUCAUGAAGUUUCUAAACUUCUGAAUUCUGGAGUGUAUUUAAUACAUAAAGAACUAAUAACAUUAUUACAAGAUGAAUCAUUGGAGGUACUAGAUGCUCUCAUAGAUCAUCUUCCAGAAAUCCUGGAACUUAUGUCUACUGGUGGAGAAAGCAGUGUUCAAGAAAAUAAGUUAUCAUCUCUCCCUGACUUGAUUCCAGCUCUCACAGCUGCUGAGCAGCGAGCUGCAGCCUCUUUAAAGUGGAGAACUCACGAGAAGCUGCUCCAGAAAUACGCCUGUCUGCCGCACAUCAUAUCAAGUGAUCAGAUCUAUUAUCGUUUCUUGCAAAGAAUGUUCACAAUCGUGAUGACAAAUAAUGUCUUACCUGUCCAAAAGGCCGCUUCACGAACUCUAUGCAUUUUUCUACGUUAUAAUCGUAAACAAGAACAGAGACACGAGGUCAUUCAAAAAUUAAUUGAACAACUGGGCCAAGGAAAAAGUUAUUGGAAUAGACUCCGGUUUUUGGAUACCUGUGAAUUUAUUAUAGAGAUCUUUUCCAAAUCAUUUUUCUGUAAAUAUUUCUUUCUACCUGCUAUUGAACUGACACAUGAUCCAGUAGCAAAUGUGAGAAUGAAACUUUGCUACUUGUUGCCCAAAGUGAAAUCUACCCUGAAGAUCCCUGCAGAUAAACAUCUACUUCAACAGUUAGAAAUGUGUGUGAGAAAACUCCUCUGUCAAGAAAAAGAUAAAGAUGUUCUGGCCACCGUGAAAAGAACUGUGUUAGAGUUGGACAGAAUGGAAAUGUCCAUGGACGCUUUUCAGAAAAAAUUUUAUGAAAAAGAUUUGUUGGAUCAAGAGAAAGAAAGAGAAGAGCUACUUCUUUUGGAAAAGGAACAAUUAGAAAAAGAAAAGCAACAAAAUGAUGGAAGGCCCAUGAGUGAUAAAACCUUUGAAAAGAAACGUAGAGACACCAAGACACCAACAACUCUGCCCAAGAACAUCCCCAUUUCUGUCCCUGGACCCUCUUCUGGCACCCCAUCCACAAGCAAAGAAAUCAAGAAAUCCAAAUUGAUUCGAAGCCAGUCUUUUAAUAAUCAAGCUUUUCAUGCAAAAUAUGGCAACUUAGACAAGUGUGCUGGUAAAAGUUCUACAGCAGCAUAUACACCUUCUGUCUCAGGGUUAACAAAGACUUCUGUGAUUUCACUAACUGAUGAUUCAUUCCGGACUCGUAAUGCCGGCAGUGCUCCCAGUUCCUUUUCCUCUAAUACUCCCAUGCCCAGCACCUCCCGAGGGACAGGUAACUCAGGUGAUCCCAAGAGCAGUGGAAGUAAAGAUACACAACCACGGAAGGCUACCUUAAAAUCCAGAAAAUCCAAUCCUUAAAUCAUCUGCUUGAAGGAGGCAGAACAAAGACAACUGGAGAUAACGUGAUCGAUGGACAAAAGCUAAAGCAAUGGCUCG